Sclerotinia trifoliorum is the source of this 1948-nucleotide messenger RNA. The record is from the annotation of a GenBank genome assembly. NCBI's taxonomy places the organism in Eukaryota, Fungi, Ascomycota, Leotiomycetes, Helotiales, Sclerotiniaceae.
CGUUGGAAGAGGGAGGGAGGAUCGGAGUUUUGGGUUUUCCCCGGAGGGUGUAUGGAGUACGUACUCUGUGGUGGAGAUCAUAGAUCAUAGACCAUUUGCAGGAUGGAAUACGAUGCGUGAAGUAACCAAGGCAGGCAGAUUUCACCAUCUGUGAACUUUGAAGCAUGCACUAGGUCCUCACCUCCAACCUACCUGCCUACAUAUGGGCCCGCUCGGCUAAAGGAAUCCGUCGACUCCAUAGGUUAUAAACUUACAACAGUUACUCAAUAUGUCUUGGCCCCUUCCAGAAAACCUGUCUGGUUAAUGGAUACGGGUGGGAUCUGCGGGGUAAGGGAAAUCAGGAACAGAUGAAUUUGCCUACUUGCAUACUUCUUUCUAUUCGUUGAUUUCCCUGUUAUGACGCCAGCCAUGAUAUCGGUCUUACAAUCCCAUUUUCCUUCAAAGGAGAAAGUGAAUUCUUUAUUGGAAUUUUACCAUGCUAUGCAAACAUGACGUCACAACCAGGUUUAUUCGCCUCUUCGUUCACCAGGUUAUGAAGCUGUUUUUUAUAUAAGGAGAGCUUGCUACCUCCUAAGUCCUCUUUUUCCCCUCUUCCAUUAUCAACAAACAAUUCAAGAAUAAUACAUUCAAACCAACAUCAAAUCACAAUAAACUUUCUACCUCAAACACUUCUACUUCAAAUCUUCAAUCAAUACCAUAUUCAAAAUGACAGGAGAAUCUACUAUCCAAAAGGUGAAGGAUGCCCUCCACGUCGGUAUGCACAACCCCCGUCUUUUCAAAUCCCAUCUAGUAUCACUAACAAUUUCAGGUGGAAAUAAGGACCACAGCACAACUGGUACGACCGGUACUACCGGCACAACCACCACUGGUGGUGCAGCCCGUACUGGCCAUGCCGAAGGUUCCCAUGGACCUCAUUCCUCGUCUAUGGCUAAUGCCGCUGACCCACGAGUCGACUCCGAUCUAGACGGAAACCGUCUUCCUAACAAGACCUCUGGCGGAUACGGCACUCAAGAUGCAGGAUACGGUACCACAGGUACACACACUGGUUCCCACACUGGUACCCAUACUGGCACUCACACCGGUGCUCAUACUGGUACUUACUCUGGUACACACACUGGUACACAUAUUCCAGGAACUUCCAACACUGGCCACGCUGAGGGCUCUCACGGACCCCACAGCUCCUCUCUCGCCAAUGCUGCUGACCCACGUGUCGAUUCCGAUUUGGAUGGAAACCGUAUUCCUAACAAGACCUCCAGCGGCUAUGGUACCCAAGAUGCUUAUGGUUCUGGUGUUGGAUCGACCGGUACUCACCACCACCAAGGCACAACCGCUGGUAACACUGUUGGUGGAACUGGCUUCAGUGGAGGAAUUUCCCACAGCACCAAUGCUGGCCCUCACGACUCCAACCUCGCUAACGCUGCUGACCCAAGAGUCGACAGCGAUUUGAGCAGCACUGGAAACCGCCAUGGAGCUUCCACAGGACACUCUGCAUUCGGAGUUUCGGGUUCCCAUGCCACUCCAGGCUCAGGAACUGCUCAGAAUACUGCUGGUCCACAUAACAGUGAUUUGUUGAACAAGUAAGCUCUUUCCAUCUUUUAACUUUCCAAACGUAUAUAUAUACUAACAGUUCUUCGCAGGGCUGACCCCAGAGUCGAUGCCGAUCUCGAUGGUUCCAAGACCUUUGGAGGAAACAAAACUUACCAUUAAAUCAUAUGCAUCAUGAUACCCUUGCUUCACGCGGCAUGAAUUUGCGAUACCCGAAGAUUGGGCAUACCCGCGUAACGGGGUUUUUUCUCUCUUCACACCGAUUGUCUAAUGGGUUAGGGUUUUCUAUAUGAUGGAUGGAUAGGGAUGGGUUGAUGGAUAUGUGUGGUGGCAUGGGGGAUAUUUUUCUACUAGGCAUGGAUUUUAUGAAUUACGAAAUGAUAUUAAUUGCUUUAUGAUAAUU